Penicillium longicatenatum is the source of this 1047-nucleotide messenger RNA. Its product is annotated as bZIP transcription factor. Gene Ontology annotation, molecular function: transcription cis-regulatory region binding; DNA-binding transcription activator activity, RNA polymerase II-specific. Gene Ontology annotation, cellular component: RNA polymerase II transcription regulator complex. The record is from RefSeq and is a predicted model, not a curated record. Lineage: Eukaryota; Fungi; Ascomycota; Eurotiomycetes; Eurotiales; Aspergillaceae. The coding region runs from base 1 to 1047 and encodes 348 amino acids. The transcript has 5 exons.
AUGAAAAAGGUGUUUACAUUUCUUCCUGGCCGCUCCAAUGGCACAGAUCGCAAUUCAGCUGACAAUUUUGGGAGUGCCUCUAAACGGCGUGAACAACUCCGAAAGGCGCAACGAACACACCGCCAGCGCAAGCAUCAAUAUUUCAAGAGUUUAGAAGCUGAAGUUUUGCGUCUACGUGCCAAUGAAGUGAAUUUACUUGCUCGAGUCCAAACUUUAAACGAUCAUGUCAACCUACUCCAGAGGACCCUUGAGCAACAUGGGCUAUCCGAAGUCGCUGCGCUCACCGAAAAAUCAGAAACAAUCAAUGGUGGUGUGCCAGAUUCGGCCAUGAACAAAGAGCCAAUUCAGUGUUCCGGACAACUGAGCAAUGGGGUUAACUCAAGAGACCUAGCGGAUAUGGAUAUUGAACUGACCGAUCCAUCAACGCAUCCGACCAGGCAAGACCGUUUAGAUCAAGUUAUCUCGGACGCCUUGCCAAAGUCCCAUGCUGAACUAAUUAGGCCAACAAACAUUCAAAAGCUCGAUCAGCUUUCCGGUCCACUAGUUGUCGCUUCUCAAUUAAAGGAACGACAAUAUAGAUGUACCGGCCUGAUAUGUAAUCAAGACAUGACUGAUAUGGGGAUGGAAUUCGUCAUGGCACUUGAGGACCCUUGUCGUCCUCAUAUGGAGCUUCAUUUAGACAAGCCUAAUGGCCAUGCUCUCCUUACAUCGGCUACUCUCAUUGCCCCACAUCAUCACCAGCAUCCCCUGCUCACAGCUUCAAAACAUACACAACAGUCCCAGACAGAACAAAACCCGGCCACUAUUUUCGAAAAUCUACUAGCCUUGUCUGGACAACUGGUUGUCGAGGACGAGCUUAGCCCAAUCCAGGCUUGGUAUUAUAUCCUUCAACAAACCUGGGCCAGCAAGCUAGAUCCUGGAAAGCUAAGGAAGCUGAGUUCGUCGCUUUUGAAGCUGAUUGAAUGCCAUGGUUUCGGUGCUGUCAUGCAGAAAAAUGCGUUUGAGAAUAUUUUACUCCAAAAUCUUUCGAGAACAGGCUUGAAUUAG